This is a messenger RNA of Lepus europaeus (European hare), 1473 nucleotides long. Its product is annotated as lipopolysaccharide-binding protein-like. Gene Ontology annotation, molecular function: lipopolysaccharide binding. The transcript is spliced from 14 exons. The record is from RefSeq and is a predicted model, not a curated record. The coding region runs from base 1 to 1473 and encodes 490 amino acids. Gene Ontology annotation, biological process: macrophage activation involved in immune response; positive regulation of macrophage activation; innate immune response. NCBI's taxonomy places the organism in Eukaryota, Metazoa, Chordata, Mammalia, Lagomorpha, Leporidae.
AUGAUGGCCAGACCGUACUCUGUAGUAGUGGCCCUCUGGCUGCUGGCGGGAUUCUCCAGGUUUGGCGAAGGGGCUUCUCAUCCUGGAUUCGUGGCCAGGAUCACCAGAAAAGGCCUGGAAUAUGCCGGCCAGUAUGGCGUGGCCGUCCUGAAGAAGGAGCUGUCCACCAUCACGCUGCCUGAUUUCUCAGGAGACUACAUGGCCGGCUGGAUUGGAAGUGUGAGCUAUGAGUUUCACAGCCUGAAGAUCCGUCACUUCCGGCUCGGGAACGCGGAUCUGAGCCUGCUUCCGGAGCAGGGCACGAGAGUCCGUCUGUCCAACAACCACGUGUCGGUCACCGGGGGCUGGAAAGCCACCAAGGCUUUCAUCAACUUCGUGGGCUAUGUGAGCAUUGACAUUUCCGGAAGCUUAAGCUGGAUUCUGAACCUAUUCCAUGAAAGAAUCGAAAACACCAUCAAAAGUAUUUUGGAACAAGAGGUCUGCAAAGAGGUCAGGAAGUCAGCAGCCUCCUAUCUGGAACCAUACCUCCGGACGCUGCCAGUCACCACAGUGAUUGACCAGUUUGCUGGCAUUGACUACAGCUUGGUAGGAGCUCCUGAGGUGACCUCUGAGGGCCUGGACACACCCUUCAAGGGUGAAUUCUUCAGCCUAAGCCAGCGCUCCGCAGUCCCUUUUGAUGCCCCAGCCAUUAGGCUGCCCCAGCAACACGAGCGCAUGCUCUACUUUGCCGUGUCGGAAUACGUCUUCAACACAGCCAGCCUCGUCUACCACCGGGCCAGGCCCAUGCGCAUCGUCAUCCGAACUGAGAACGUGAAGAAACUGGCUAACAACAAGUCAGCUAGAAAAUGGCGGAAGCAGAACUUGUACCCAAGCUGCCUGACCGCAAAUUCUACAACUUUAAGUACUCUGGUCUCCUGCUUCUCGGGGAACUUCCUACUGCUGCUGCUGCAACUGCCCCCUGACUCUCCAACCUACCUGCACACCAACGCAUUCCGGGCACUGGUUCCCCAGCUGGCCAGGUUGCACCCUGAUAUGGAGGUCGAGCUGGAGGCAUCUCCUGCAUCAGAACCAUUCCUGACGUUCACACCUGGAAAUGUGACUUUCAUGCCAGUGGUGGACAUCCGAGCCUUCGCCCUCCAGCCCAACUCCUCUGACCGCAAGCCACUCUUCCAACUCAGGGCGAAAACCAACAUUUCUGCCACCAUCAAUGUGAGCUCGGGUAGGAUCUUUGGUUCGGUGGCCUCAGGAAGUAAGCUGAAGCUCGAGCUGAAGCACUCCAGCAUCAGUCACUUCAACGUGGAGUUGAUGGAAGCUGUCUUCAACUACUAUGCGCUUAAGACCAUCUUCCCCUCUCUCAAUGCAAAACUUGAGAAGGGCUUCUCGCUCCCUCUUCCGAGGGACACCGCCCUCGGCAGCCUGGAGUUCCAAAUCCACAAGGUCAGUGAGAAGUGGGGUCUGAGCGAGGGGCUCUAA